UUGUUCGCAACGGCAACUGGAGCCAUUGGCUACGCGCUCGCGAAACGCAACGGCGCGUCGCCAAACUCGAAAGUCAUCCUACACGACAGUAGGUUGCCGGCCGUCAGAUACGCCACGUUGAACGACAUGAAGAGAGCGGUUGACGAAAUUCGACGGGAGCUAGGUGAUACAGAAGACGUCAUCUCGACCGAGCCAGAAGACCUCGUAGCCCACGGAUACUCUGAAUGGUCUUCCGUCAACCUCGACACUCUUCCAGUGGCUGUGGCUUACCCUCGCAGCACGGAGCAAGUCAGCACAAUUGCUCGUAUCUGCCACAAGUGGCGAGUGCCUAUUGUUCCCUUCAGCGGAGGCAGCAGUGUCGAAGGCCACAUCACGGCACCUUUCGGUGGCGUGAGCCUUGAUUUCGUUCAUAUGGAUAAGAUUGUGAAGUUUAACAAAGAUGACAUGGACAUCGUGGUACAGCCAGGCAUAUGCUGGACAGAUCUCAACACCCAGCUGGCGAAGUUGGGCAGCGGUCUCUUCUUUCCCAUCGACCCCGCCCCCAGCGCCAAGGUGGGAGGUAUGAUAGGAACCAACUGCUCAGGCACGAAUGCAGUCCGUUACGGCACGAUGAGAGACUGGGUCAUCAACAUGACCGUAGUCCUUGCAGAUGGAACCGUCAUCAAGACUCGGCGCCGACCGAGAAAGUGCUCUGCGGGGUACAACAUCAACGGCAUCAUCGUCGGUUCAGAAGGCACACUUGGGAUCGUCACAGAAGCAACUCUAAAGCUUGCCGUUGUCCCACACCACUUCUCAGUUGCAGUCGUUCCUUUCGGGAGUAUCAGACAGGCCGUCUCAGCUGCGGCAGACGUCAUACGGGCCGGGGUGCCAGUCGCGGCCCUAGAGUUAAUGGACGAAGCUCAGAUGCGUAUCGUGAAUGAGGGGGGAGCCACGAGGCCGAGAGUAUGGCAGGAAAAGCCAACCCUAUUUUUCAAAUUCUCCGGUACUCAAGCUUCCGUCGACGACAACAUCCGCAGUGUCCAGCAAAUCGUAAAUCCCCGCCAACCGGGCACUUUCGAGUUUGCCAAAGACGAGCAUGAGCAGAAAAUGUUGUGGUCGGCUAGGAAGGAAUCGCUUUACUCCUUGCUCGCCAUGCGCAAGGAGGGCGAGGAGCUGUGGAACACUGAUGUUGCGGUCCCUCUCAGUCGGCUGGCCGACAUCGUCGAGGCCAGCAAGGAGGAAGCACAGAAACUUGGCCUCAACGCCUGUAUCAAAGGUCACAUCGGCGACGGCAAUUUCCACGAAAACAUAACCUACAACAAGACCAUACCCGAAGAAGCCGCCAAGGCCCAGCUCGCCGUCAAAAACAUGGUCGCGCGCGCCCUGGAGAUGGAGGGGACCUCAACAGGUGAACAUGGAAUAGGUUUGGGAAAGAAGGAAGCCCUGCUGUCCGAAGUAGGAAAUGAUACGAUUACCGUUAUGAAGCUGAUCAAGGGGACCCUGGAUCCAAACUGGAUCUUGUAA
Messenger RNA from Colletotrichum karsti, 1503 nucleotides. Its product is annotated as d-lactate mitochondrial precursor. The transcript is spliced from 5 exons. Gene Ontology annotation, cellular component: mitochondrion. The record is from RefSeq and is a predicted model, not a curated record. NCBI's taxonomy places the organism in Eukaryota, Fungi, Ascomycota, Sordariomycetes, Glomerellales, Glomerellaceae. Gene Ontology annotation, biological process: lactate catabolic process. Gene Ontology annotation, molecular function: D-lactate dehydrogenase (cytochrome) activity; D-lactate dehydrogenase (NAD+) activity; FAD binding.